UUUUCAUGUGAAAAAUACAUCAUUAUUUUGUAAUUUAAAUUAUGAUGAAUUCUAAAACAAUGACCGAAUCAAUCGAUAACAAUAAUGAAAAUGAUCCACUUGUUGAUUGUAAUGGACCAAAAGUUUACCUAAUGAUAUCAUCAGAUAAUGAUCAUAAAAUUAUCAACCAGGAUAAUCAAAUUGACAACAAUGAUGUUCAUAAUUCAACAUCAAUCGAUACGAUUGAAUUACAAUGGCAAAAUUUAAUCUAUGAAAUUAUCGUAAAAUCAUCGAAAUUAAAAAACAACAAUGAUAAUGAUACUAAAUGUGCAACGAAUCAACAACAUUAUUAUGAUAAUCGUCGACGACGAUUAUUACAAUCAUUGAAUGGUACGAUUCGUACUGGUGAAAUAACCGCAUUAAUUGGUCCAAGUGGUUCGGGUAAAACAACACUUUUAGAAUGUAUUUCUGGUCGUAAUAAACAAUUUAAUAUGGGCCAGGUAAAUGUCUGUACGUCAAUUGAACGAUCACAAAAAUCAAUCGAAUCGAUUCGUUUAGCAUAUUUAUCACAUACGGAUACAAUGAUGAUGAUAUUGACCGUCAAAGAAACAUUAUUGUUUGCAUCAAAAUUAAUGAUAACCAGUAAUACUAAUCGAAUAACAACAAAUCUUAUCCAAAAACUAGGAUUAGAUUCAUGUAAAAAUAUUUAUGUUGGACGUUGUUCAAAUGGUCAACAAAAACGUGUUAGCAUUGCUUUGGAAUUAUUAUUUUCACCAACAAUAUUAUUGUUGGAUGAACCGACCAGUGGACUUGAUUCGAUUGCAUGUAUCAAUACAAUACAAUUAUUACGUGAAUUAGCUGAUGAUUAUCGUCAACCAAUUGCUAUUAUGUUAUCAAUUCAUCAACCAACAGCAACAAUGUUAAAAUAUUUUAAUAAUCUUUAUGUUAUGUCAAUGAAUGGUUAUUGUUUAUAUCAUGGUCCAAGUAAUCAAAUAGUUGAUUAUUUAGCCGAAUUUCAAAUCAAUUGUCCUAAAUAUCAUAAUCCAGCAGAUUUUAUUACCGAAAUUGCUAUUGGUAAUCAAUGUGAUACAAAUCAAAUGGAACUAUUAAUAUCAGCAACAGCAUCUCACCAGCAACAACAACAACCACAAGAAUCAUCAAUGCGAAUAAUUCCAAUAAGAAAAAUUAUACAACAAUCACGUUCAAAUGGUAAAUCAGGCAUCGUACAACUUUAUCAUUUAUGGUUACGUUCAAUAAUGUUACAAUAUCGUAAUCCAUCAGAAUUACUUAUACGUAUAUUCGGUACAGGAAUUGUUAUAUUUAUCAUAGCAUUUAUAUAUAAAGAUAUGCGAUUAGGUGAAAAUGAUAGCUGUUAUCGUCCAAUCAUACGUAAUAUGAUUCGUGAUCAAAUAAAAAAUAAUCAAACAAUGUUGUUAAAAGAUUUUGAAUGGUCAAAACAAAUGUUGGAAGAAAGUCGUAAUCAAUUUAAUUAUGCAUUCUUAUUUUUUAUCGAAAUGUUUAUUGCAUUCAUAUCAACAUUACCGGUAUUGUUAACAUUUCCAAUGGAAAUCAUUGUCAUAAGACGUGAAUUAUCACAUGGUUGGUAUGGAUUACCGAUUUAUUUUAUUGCAAAAAAUAUGGUCACCAUAUUACCAUCAUUAAUUAUAUCGAUUCUAUUCGGAACAACUAUCUAUUUUCUUACCGAUCAACCAUUAGAUGAACAAUGGCGUUUUGUUUAUUUUAACAUUAUACUAAUGUUAAUGGCAUUAGUUGGUGAUGGUGUUGGUCAAUUAAUAUCAUCAUUAUUUGUUAAACAUGCAAAUCAGGCAUUAAUUGUUGCUGCAAUAUCACAAAUGGGUUUAAUAUUAUUUUCCGGUUUAUUCGUACCAAAUUCAUCAUUACCAAUACCAUUAAAACAAAUGACAUAUGUUUCACAAUAUCGACUUGGUUUCGAAUCUUUAAUCAUCAAUAUCUAUGGUUUUGAUCGUUGUCGUAUUAUCAAUGAUAAUAAUGAUGAUGAUAAUGAAUUUCUAACAAACGAAGCAUUAAUAAUCAAAUUAAUACGGCAACAAUUUUCAAAUGAUACAAUUGUAUCAUUGAAAAAAUGUGUAAAAAAUCAAUUAAUGGAUGAUGAACAGGGAAAAUUCUAUACAAUUUAUAAUGAAAUGUUUGAUUCAUUCGAUAUGAUUAUUGGUAGACCAAUGGAAACAUUUUCAAUUGCUAAACGUUCAUUCAAUCUUGAUGAUAAUCAAUUGUAUUUUAAUAUUAAAAUGUUAAUACUUUAUAUAUUUAUAUAUCGUAUAUUAGCUUAUAUUGUAUUAUAUCGAAAAGUUCGAUACUGA
Dermatophagoides pteronyssinus (European house dust mite) is the source of this 2321-nucleotide messenger RNA. Its product is annotated as ATP-binding cassette sub-family G member 1-like. Gene Ontology annotation, biological process: transmembrane transport. NCBI's taxonomy places the organism in Eukaryota, Metazoa, Arthropoda, Arachnida, Sarcoptiformes, Pyroglyphidae. Gene Ontology annotation, molecular function: ABC-type transporter activity; ATP hydrolysis activity; ATP binding. The record is from RefSeq and is a predicted model, not a curated record. Gene Ontology annotation, cellular component: plasma membrane.